This is a messenger RNA of Chrysemys picta bellii (western painted turtle), 969 nucleotides long. RefSeq names its product olfactory receptor 11A1-like. Gene Ontology annotation, molecular function: odorant binding; olfactory receptor activity; G protein-coupled receptor activity. Gene Ontology annotation, biological process: G protein-coupled receptor signaling pathway. Gene Ontology annotation, cellular component: membrane. The record is from RefSeq and is a predicted model, not a curated record. Lineage: Eukaryota; Metazoa; Chordata; Testudines; Emydidae.
AUGCACCUCAUAGAGAAAGCAGAAGAGGACAAUCGAACGGUUAUCACAGAAUUCAUCCUCCUGGGAUUUGGGGAUCUCCCUGAGCUGCAGACCCUUCUCUUCCUGCUGUUUCUAGUGAUCUACACUGCGACCAUGGCUGGGAACAUCCUCAUUGUUGUGCUAAUUGUGACUGAUCAGCAUCUUCACACCCCCAUGUAUUUUUUCCUGGGGAACUUGUCCUGCUUGGAGACUUGCUACACCUCCACCAUCCUGCCCAGGCUGCUGACCAGUCUCCUGACUGGGGACAGAACCAUCUCAGUCAGUGGCUGUUUUGCACAAUUCUAUUGCUUUGGUUCUCUGGCAUGCACAGAAUGCUAUCUCCUGGCAGGGAUGUCUUAUGAUCGGUAUUUAGCGAUAUGUAAACCCCUGCACUAUGCAGCCUUUAUGGACGGUAGGCUUUGCCUCCAGCUAGCAGCUGGGGUUUGGAUCAGUGGAUUUCUAGUGUGUGUAAUAGUGAUGUCUUUUAUGUCACAAUUAAUUUUCUGUGGCCCCAAUGAAAUUGACCAUUUCUUUUGUGAUUUCACCCCACUAAUUCAGCUCUCCUGCAGCGACACCAGCCUGAUCACACAGGUUAGUUUUAUACUCGUGUCCCUUGAUUCACUUUGCCCAUUUCUAUUAACCCUGACAUCCUAUGUGUGUAUCAUCAGCACCAUCCUGAGAAUCCCAUCCUCCACCGGGAGGCAGAAAGCCUUUUCCACCUGCUCCUCCCACCUCAUAGUGGUAGCUCUUUUCUAUGGGACCCUGAUCAUUGUCUACAUGCUACCAAAAUCCGGCACCCUGAGAGCCCUGAACAAAGUUUUCUCCCUUUUCUACACAGUCCUGACUCCCCUGGUCAACCCCCUCAUCUACAGCCUGAGAAACAGAGAGGUCAAGGAGGCCUUGAGAAACGCUGUCAGGAGAUCUGUGACCCUUACAAAGAAUUUAGAUUAG